CAUUGGGAGGGGCUGAUUUGGGGUGUUGUGAAUUCGUGUAGCAAAGAAAUCUUGAGUGGGAGUUGUCGGACCGAUUUGUUGUCGCAGUUUUGUCCGUCGAUUCGCACCGAUUACCACCGCGCCAGCCGCAGCCAUGCCCGGGAUAGAGAAGCUGCCGAUAGAGGAGACGCUGGAGGACAGUCCGCAGACGCGUUCUCUGCUGGGAGUGUUUGAAGAAGACACUGCAGCCAUGUCCAACUACUGCACACAGCUCUAUCAGGCCAUGCAGAGGAUUUACGAUGCACAGAAUGAACUGAGUGCUGCCACACACCUGACCUCUAGACUGCUGAAAGAGUACGACAAACAGCGUUUUCCUCUAGGGGGCGAUGAUGAAGUGAUGAGCUCCACCCUGCAGCAGUUUGCCAAAGUCAUUGACGAGUUGAGUUCCUGCCAUGCUGUCUUAUCCACCCAGCUUGCAGAUGCCAUGAUGUUUCCCAUCACUCAGUUUAAAGAGAGAGACCUGAAAGAGAUCCUCACUCUGAAAGAAGUCUUCCAAAUAUCCAGUGAUGAUCAUGACACAGCCAUAAACAGAUACAGCCGUCUGUCCAAGAAGAGAGACAACGACAAGUUGCGGGCGGAGGCUGUGGAGGAUGUCUACACCUCCCGCAAGAAACAGCACCAGACUAUGAUGCACUACUUCUGCUCGCUUAACACACUACAGUACAAGAAGAAGACGGCUCUGCUGGAGCCGCUGCUGGGUUACAUGCAGGCCCAGAUCAGUUUCUUUAAGCUGGGUUCAGAAAAUCUCACCCAGCAGUGGGAGGACUUCCUGGGAACCAUAGGAACCAGUGUCCAGAAUGUACGUCGGGAGAUGGAGGAGGAGGUUGGGCAGAUGCAGCAGACGAUCCAGGACAUGGAGAGAUCAUGUGACCCGCUGUAUGCACCAUGUGACCCUGACCCCUCCCACUCACCUGUGUGUCGCAACCUGACUAGGAAACAGGGCUAUCUGUACAUCCGCAAUAAAACAGGGCUGGUGUCGUCGUCCUGGGAGCGGCAGUACUUCUUUACGCAGGGCGGUAAUCUGAUGCAGCAGGGCCGGGGUGAGGUGGCAGGCGGGCUGGUAACAGACCUCGACAACUGCUCCGUUAUGGCGGUCGACUGUGACGACCGCCGCUUCUGUUUCCAGGUCACUUCCUUCGAUGGCAAGAAGGUUGUGACUCUACAGUCGGAGAGCAGGAAGGACUGCGAGGAGUGGAUCUCCACCAUCAACAACAUCUCCAAAAGGAUCUACCUGAGUGAAAACGCAGAGGAGCUGGCAGCCAGAGUGAACCAAUCAGCUCUUGAAGCUGUGACACCAUCGCCGUCCUUCCAGCAGAGACACGAGAGCAUGAGACCCAGCAGUAAAGGGCGUGCUGGCCGAGCAAGCAGUAUUAGCUCUGUGGGCUCAGAGCCGUCACCUGCCCUUUCUGUGCUCUCACUGGAUGCUCUGGUCGAUCCGGAAACACCCAUCCAGUUUGAUAUAAUUUCCCCCGUCAGCGAGGAGAACUCAGGACAGAGCAAGACGGCAGCACAGUCCGGCAGAAGAAGUAAUCCAUUUGGAGAGUCAGGAGACAGCACUUCAGAAGACAGCGAAGACUCGAUCCUCCACCAGCUCUUCAUUGUUCGCUUCCUGGGCUCCAUGGAGGUGAAGACUGUCGAGUCAAUAGACGUCAUCUCUGAGACCAUGAGGCAGAUCCUUGCAGCCAGAGCCAUCCACAACAUCUUCAGGAUGACUGAAUCACACCUGCUGGUCACCUGUGACUGCCUCAAGCUCAUUGAUCCUCAGACACAAGUCACUCGACUCAGGUUCCCUCUCUCCACUGUGGUUCAGUGUUCAUCUCAUCAGGACAACAAGAGGUUGUUUGGUUUCGUUCUGCAGCCGGCAGGCGGGCGGGGCGACAGCCGAGCCGUCUGCUACAUCUUCGAAUCCAACAACGAUGGAGAGAAGAUAUGUGACAGUAUCGGUCUGGCCAAGCAGAUAGCCUUCCACUCUGAGAUGGACCGUAAGGCUGUGGAGAAGAGGAAGGAGCAGGACAAGGCCAAAGAGAAACAACAGGAAGAGCUCAGCAAACAGAGACAGAUAGAGAAGGAUCUAGAGGAGCAGAGCCGUUUGAUCGCAGCCUCAAGUCGCCCCGCUAACCUGCCUGGCUCUGACGGACAAUUCCUAGUGCUUAGCAACAGCCAGUCGGAGGACAGUGACGCCGGGGAGGAGGGGAAGAAGAAGGGCGAGUCUGAAGCCUAACAAAAAGCAUGGAGGAUGCAUGUUUUUACCACCCAGGCAAAUCCCAGCUGGUACUGUCAAAGCAACAGCUCAGGAAUCAGAGGAGGAGAACAACACCCGCCCGCCUGGGCUGCUUGGGACUGAAAAACAUGUGCUCCCUCUUUGCUGGACUCUGUUUGUGGUGGAGCUUCUGAAAACAGAGGAGAAACGCACCCUCGCUAUAAGAGGAGGAGGGGAGUACUGUCAGACGCUGCUUUUUAUACGGGCUCCACAGAUAUAGAUUAACCUGCAAGUUUCUGUUUUUUUAUGUUUGUUUUAUAAAAAGAGAUAACGUCUACAACAUACGAGUAGUCAAAGCAAAGACACGUGCAGAAUAAUGAACAAGGAUCAGGACAUGUGGGAGAAGUCAGAUUUGGACAGUGUCGACUUUUGCUCAAGAGCAAGGUGACGGUUUGGCCACUCAGAGAUUCAGAAGGGCAACAAAACACCUCAGUGUGGACGGCCAAAAAGUUUGAGACAGAAUGUUGUAAACAAAGAGAGAGAGAGAGAGAGAGAGAGAGAGAGAGAGAGCAUGGAGUCUUAUUUUGAAAUGUCCUUCCUGUUGUGUCCAGUUUCACUGCAGAAUUAACUUGAAAAGUCUUGAAUCAUCAUCACAGUAGAGCCUCAACAAUUAGCUACUAGUCGAUAAAAAGGAACCUCGGAUGUGUCUCCAGCUUCUCAAAUGUGAGAAUUUGUUGUGGGUUUUCAGAUUUUUUAUAGACCAAUCGACUAAUUUGAAAAGAUGAUCAGGAGAUUAAACAAUUAUAAAAAGUAAUUGUCCGUUGAUCAAGUUUACUGUAGUUUAGUUUAGUUUGCUGAUAUGAACUGAAGGCAGCGGCAGCAGCUGUAUGGAAGGUGAAAAGAAGCUUAUUCAGAGGUCGACAACGUCAUCCAGGCAGCGUGGAUUUGGUGAUUCACAGGUCAAAAGAUAUUCUAGACGUCUUAGGUUAAAAAUGGGCUGAAUUUGGUGGUCCAAAUGUUACAGGCUUAUGGUUAGAAUGGUAGAGCGUGCACCCCAUGUUAAUUGCUGCAGCAGUCCAGGGUUCAUUUCCAGUCUGUGGCUCUUUGCAUGUCAUUCCCCCUCUCUCUCAAGCUUUAUUUUCUGAUAGAGACAGCUGAAGAGUGACAGGAAUGUGGGGAGAGAGAGAUGGGGAAUGACAUGCGGAAGCCACAGGUCGGAUUUGAACCCUGUGCUGCUGUGGCAAUGACUGAGCCUUCGUACAUGGGGUGGCUGCUCUACCAACUGAGCUCCCUCAACACCCCGUUCCCCCUCUCUCUUGAACUUUCUUAACUGUCAUCUGAACAUUGUCAACAUAAAGGUUCAAAAUCCCCCCAAAAGAAUCCUGGUUAGGGUUGAAAAACAUCAACAUUGACUGGAGGAAAGAGUGAACAAACAGUAUUCUCAGUCACUCGCUUUGUUGACCUGUUCAUCCUCUAGAGGUCCUUGUCAGGUUAAUGUAAAUUAACCAUCCAUCCAUCACCGUAGGGGUGUCCACCAAAAAACGGUAGCAAACCUGCGGCGGAGAAGUUGAGCCGGAAAAACGCAGCCUGGCAUCACACUGUGGCUGCCAAUCAGACGAUCUGACUGGUCAAACUUCCACAGUCAGCCUGAAAUGUCUCUGAAACUGAGACUCUAAACUCUGAUACUCUACCUGUUGUGUUCUUUGUUUAUUUCAUGUACCCAGCUUCUAAAUGUGCCUGGCUCACAAUUUAUGCUGCAAUAUAGUGACACGAAGAAGUUAAAAUUGGUUUGCGUCUAAUGGUUUGAGAGAAAAAAAGCAAGCUGUGGUCCAGCGACAUGGACAGUGAAUGACAGAGAGGGAGUGCAGGAUUCUGUCUGAAUGUAUCAGGGUUGCGGGCGAGUCUACGGGCAAUUUAGAGUUACAAAUUAAAUUAAUUAAAAGUGGAUUAUGGGAGGAAGCCUUGAGUACCCGAAACAUGCAAACGCCACAUAGAAAGGCCCUAGCUGAUGUUCGAAUUAGGAACCAUCUUGGUGUGAGGCGCCACCGUAUUUUAUAAAGUAUGAUUGCAGUUUCAACGGGGAUAUUUGAACAUAUUAUAAUCUGCUUCACUGCGAGAUAUAGUCUAAUGCUGUUAAAACAAAAGUUAACUUUUCAACCCAUCCCAGUUUUUACCAGAUGUCCGACUUAUUGACCUGGAAAUCAUUAAAUGAGUGCUCCCUGAUUUAAUAUCUGAUAUUGUUGACUGUGAUUUUAUACGAAAACACUGGUAUUGAAGACAAAAUUAUUUACUAUUUUAAAAUAUUGACCACUGAAACUCCUGCACUACAUUUUCCUUCCAUGAUUGAAACACCUGACUCGCUCAGGAGAGCUCAGCAGAUCACUUGGGGUCAAAGGUUGACUCUUAUUUCUUUGAUGACAAUAUUUCAGCCCUGACCUCCUUUUUCUGUGCCAAUAUUAACCGAUAUUAACAUAUCGUUAUCUAUGCUUUGUCCAAGUACCCCCAGCAUCUCGUGCCGUUUUUGUAUGCGGUGUGCGUUAACAUGUUGUCAGGAGUCCUUCGUCUUGCUGGCGCUGAUGUGAAGGUGGUUGAACGAGUAGUUGCAUGAAAGUAGUGCUCAUUAAUAAGAAUCGUAUACCGUCCAACCAACUGUUUACUGAUUUAAGGCCUCGGAAAAGACCCAGAGAUGCUUCACACCGGCUCUGUUUUAUUGUGGAACACUUGUUUGACAUUUGAAAAACUUGAGAUCUGUCAACACAAGCACAAAUAUGAUCAAUUACUCUCAUCACAUUGACUGUAUCUUCAUUUUAAAAGCAUCUUCUCUGACAUCUGACAUCAGUAUAUUCAUCUGUGCUUUGACAAGUGUUAAUGAGGGUCAUUGUUUGAUUCAUUAAUCUGCCUUCAUCCAGAGUGAAUCACACAUUUUAUCUGUAGGAACACAUCCAAAUAUGCUUCAGAUCGGAUGGCGAUAUUUCUAAAUCAGCAGUUUGAUGAUGAUUAUUAUUAUUAUUUUUAAUGUGUUUCUUUGGGAGGAUGUUUUCUCACUGUAACCAGGUGAAGGACUCGUGUCGAUGGAGCUGCACUUUACUGACGCAGGAAAACACGACAGGAUCGAUGGUGUUGAGCUGUAAAUAUGUUCCAGCGAUAAUUGUUUCAGUGUCAUGAAUAAUAAUAAUGAUAAAAAAAAUGCUUUUCAGUGAUAAAUAAAGCACUAACUCCA
Larimichthys crocea (large yellow croaker) is the source of this 5459-nucleotide messenger RNA. RefSeq names its product adaptor protein, phosphotyrosine interaction, PH domain and leucine zipper containing 1 (gene appl1). The record is from RefSeq and is a predicted model, not a curated record. Gene Ontology annotation, biological process: signaling. Bases 134 to 2260 code for a protein of 708 amino acids. Gene Ontology annotation, cellular component: endosome membrane; cytoplasm. The transcript is spliced from 22 exons. NCBI's taxonomy places the organism in Eukaryota, Metazoa, Chordata, Actinopteri, Sciaenidae. Gene Ontology annotation, molecular function: protein binding.